Molecule: messenger RNA, 2745 nt
Organism: Laetiporus sulphureus 93-53
Lineage: Eukaryota; Fungi; Basidiomycota; Agaricomycetes; Polyporales; Laetiporaceae
Product: LAG1-DNAbind-domain-containing protein
Exons: 6
Coding region: 1-2745 (914 amino acids)
Biological process (GO): regulation of transcription by RNA polymerase II
Cellular component (GO): nucleus
Molecular function (GO): RNA polymerase II cis-regulatory region sequence-specific DNA binding; DNA-binding transcription activator activity, RNA polymerase II-specific
Source: RefSeq, a predicted model, not a curated record
AUGCACCAGCACUCACUCGAUCGCGUCGAUGCGCUCGCCGUAGGCGAUCAAGCAAGUUACGACAUAUUUAGCGCGUCGUCGUCCAACUCAAUGUCGGGUCAGCGGUUCCGUUCAGCUGCACCGCCAUCGUCAAUGGGCCCAGGAUAUGGCAUGGCGACCGACGCAAUGUUCCCACAGAACAGCUUCCCAGAGACCAUGUCCUCUUUCCAGAACAGUGGCUCGCCGUCAUACGACAUGAUCAACGGCAUGUCCUCGUCAUACAGCAGUGGUAAGCCGUCGCCUCUAACUCCGAGCGACGGUAUAGGCAACUUCCAUCACUCACCCGGAUUUCCAUUCUCAAACGGGCAAUCCAAGGACUUCCACUCUCACAAUGGCUUCUCGGACGUGGUCGAUCGCCGUCCUAGCUCAGGAAGCUAUCCCUCUGAUUUCAAUGAGGACUAUGGUGGCAUGAACGUCAACUCGGCCAUGGGUCUCGGCUUUUCCCCUUCUCAAUUGCAGCAGUUCCAGGGCCGCAUGCAGUCCGACUCGAGAUACCCUUCUGUCGUGCCUCCUCUGACUGUUCCAACGCAUAUGCAUCAAGGUGCCGAUGCGAUGAGGGGAGUCAACCCUCACGCAACACAUGGCUUCAGGUCUGACGGUGGAGUGCCGUCAUAUGAUGACAUGCCACAAUAUCUCGCGCCGAACCCUUCAAUCGACUUCCCUCUCCGAAUCCCCAGCGUUGACCUGUCGCGCAUGCGGCUACAGCAGUCGCCCACGAGUGGCGCGUCUGAUCUCCAAUCCUUCAUACGCCCGUAUCUCGAUCAAUACGUGCGCUCCCCCAACCGCCUAGCUUUCGGCGAACGCACGGUCAUUGUUAUGUCUAGUAAGGUCGCCCAGAAGUCUUACGGCACCGAGAAGCGAUUCCUCUGUCCUCCGCCUACCGCCAUCAUGAUAGGCAAUUCGUGGUGGUCGGAUGUCAUGCGCCGCGGAGAGGAACCAAAGUUGUGUCCUCCUCGGGUGGUAGUCUCCAUCUCCGGAGAGCCUGCACCGCAAGAGAGCACGAUCGAGUGGACGGGCGCGACGGGCAAGACAUUCGACGUCUCGGAUCCUCCUUCUGGAACAACAUAUCUUGGCCGCUGCGUCGGCAAACAGUUGUACAUUUCCGAUGUGGAUGAGAAGAAGAAGAAGGUGGAAGCCCUCGUCAAGAUUAUGGCACCGUCCGCCGAGGAUGAGCCCGAGCGCGUGAUCGGAACGUUCCCCAGUCGCCCCAUCAAGGUCAUUAGCAAGCCGAGCAAAAAGCGGCAGAGCGCUAAAAACCUCGAGCUGUGCAUCAAUCACGGGUCCACCAUCUCUCUGUUCCACCGCCUCCGGUCUCAGACGGUUUCGACGAAGUAUCUUUGUGUUUCUGGAUCAGGGUCGUCAUUCAAAGGAUCCGAUGGUGCUCCGCUCAUGGGUCUGGAUCAGCGUGUCCGCACACAGACACCGUCCUUUAUCGCGAGGACGGCCAGCUGGGACCCAUUUAUUAUGUACAUCGUGGAUGUCAACAAACCCGCUGGUGGCGUUGAUUCUCCGCCUCCCCCGCCAUUGCAGCCGGAGUACCCCUCUCCUCCACCUAACGCCAUUCCCUUUACCAACAAUGGGUCGCAGAUCCCUGUUUAUUAUAACCAAACUGUCGUUCUCCAAUGCUUGACUUCUGGCGUGGUCAGCCCAGUGUUGAUCAUCAGGAAGGUCGACCAUCAGACGAUUGUUGUUGGUGGCGGCCUUCAGGAGGGCGCGAAGGGCAUCGCUGACCAUUAUUGUGCUCCAGGGGAGGUGUGCGGCGAUCCUGUCUCUCAAUUACACAAAAUCGCAUUCGAGGUGUACGACCCGAGUCGCGGACCGCCGGAAGCGGGUACUCCAGGCCAAAGUGGCGCUUUCCUGUCCUGCAUGGGCGAGAAGGUUAAUACGUAUCGUCCAGUCGACGGACGCAUUUGGAAUGCUGCGCCUGGGGGGAUGUCGCGCGAGACUGGCUCGCCCCUUGCGACGCCUGGCUCUCCUGACGGCAGCACGCCGACAUCCACCCCGGGCUCCACGGACUACUUUGGCUCGGGAAGCUUAAGCAGUACGCCGACGUCUCCUGACCCCACUGAUUUCCCGUCGAAUGAUGGGGGACGUGUCAAGAAGGGCAAGCGCGGGUCAUCUAGCACAGGUGGCAUCACGAAGCCGAGCUCGCAGAAAGGUCGACGGAGACCUACUUCGGCAGGCUCGGCAGGCUCCAGUCGUCGCCCGUCCCAUGCCGAGUCGUCUGCGUCGUCGGGUGCUCUGUGGCAGGUGGACAUUGGCGAGACCAGCGUAUGGACCAUCGUCGGGACCGACCAAAUCAGAUACAACUUCUAUGUCCCACCAGUGCUGUACGACAACCAAAACGCGCCGCAAACCGGGUCAUUCCCUGUCCCGUCGAAGCCCGUCACUCCCUUCCCGGGAGUAGUGAAGUACUUGCCCCCCGAUCGGGCAGCGGAGGCACCCAAAAAUCACGCUUCGGCUCGGGCAGCGCUCACGAAGCCCAAUCCGCACACGGCGAAGAUGCUAACGCUGUAUGGGGAGAACUUCUCCAAGACGGACCCUGUCACCGUCUUUUAUGGUUCCGAUCCUUCGCCGUACGUGGAAGUUCGCUGUGCGGAAGUGGUCGGGUCCCUCCCGCCGGACUCGCAGAGCACGAAGCGCAGGCCAAUCAUCCUCGUGCGGUACGAUGGCGUCGUUUUCCCGUCGAACGUGUACUAUCCUUGA